AUGGCACCGGUCCUAUAUCAAUGCACGGUUUGUUUAAAUCAUUAUAAAAUAAAACCGGACGGUAAACUAUAUCGACAUGGAGGCAAAGUGAAGGGCCAGGAAUGCCCUGGUUCGUUCAAGGCAGCCGACCAGCCUCCGGCUGGUUCAUCUGCUUCCGCGCGACCGCCGCUUACCGCUGCACCUGUCAUCAACCCUCAUGUUGCUACACGCGGUUCUUCGGCGUCGGUCUCGGAGAGUCCCUCCCAAGUGGAUUUUUUUCAUGUUUUUGACAGGCUAACGGUCGUUUUGAGGACUGCCCAUCUGUAUGAUCACGUUCCCAAACCAUGCAGAGACAAGGUAUCUAAAGCAUUGUCGGCUUUAUUGACGGCCGUUUGCGAUGAUCCCUGCGACGCGGCCCAUUGGUGCAAGCUCCAAUGUUUUUUCGCAUUUGUUUUGUUCAAGCCAACCAGGGGCGGUCGCAGGACUAAUCAAGCCAAUUACGUUAUUAAACGGUUGGCCGAAUUCAGUUCGACCGAGGUCGAGUUUAUUGUGGCAAGCUUCAACACUGACCACAACACCAAACCGCGUAAGCACAAUCCAAACAGUUGGAUUAGUGCAGUAACCACUUGGAUUGAACAGGGCAGUCUCUCGGCGGCCGUCAGACUUGCUUGUUCGCCCGCAGGCCUGGCGGAGAGCUCGCCUGAGACACUCGCUAAACUCAAAGCUAUUCAUCCCAGUGCUCCAUUGAACAGGCGAGCUUUCCCCGCGCAGGAGCCGACCAAUGGUCGCGUUUCACCAGCCCAGGUGUUGACGGCUUUAAAGUCGUUUAAUAAUGGUUCAUCGGGAGGCCUUGAUGGCUUGAGGCCUCAGCACAUAAAGGAUUUAUGUGCUGAGGCCUCUAGUGCCGGAUUUAUAUUUGCCCUCGAACGUGUCUCUCUUCUCCCGGUCCACGACGCGCUGACAAUCAUCCGCGGCGCCCUCAGUUUGCCGAAAUUGAUGUAUUUUUUGCGCACAUCCAACUUUGUUAAUGCGGCCAUUUUGGGCGAAUUUGAGGGUGCUCUGCGGGUGGCCCUCUCAGCAAUAUGUAACGAACCGUCGGGCAUUGCGGCGCACGACGGUAAGCGCCCUGACGGGUGUACCUUGAUCCCUUGGAGAGCCGCCAGGUGCUUGGCGUGGGACGUUACCGCUCCGGGCACCUUUGCUGAGCGCUACGUGCAGCUUACUAGCAAAGAAAGCGGUUUGGCUGCAACCAGGGCAUCUGACGAGAAGAUCAAAAAGUACGACGGAGCUCUCCCCUCGAUGGAGUUUUUACCGAUUUGUAUCGAGGUCCUCGGCCCCAUGGACCGUAACACCUCCGGGUUUUUCAAUCGGAUUUGUAAAAAUAUCAGUAUUAGGUCAGGCGAUAGUAGGGAAUAUUUUUUUGCUAUGAAUAAUAUCUCGUGCAUUCUGCAGCGGUUUUUGCGCGUCUGUGUGUUGGAAAAUGUGGAGUUGAAUGCCGACGGGGUUGAGUGA
Messenger RNA from Helobdella robusta, 1491 nucleotides. RefSeq lists its product as hypothetical. The coding region runs from base 1 to 1491 and encodes 496 amino acids. The record is from RefSeq and is a predicted model, not a curated record. NCBI's taxonomy places the organism in Eukaryota, Metazoa, Annelida, Clitellata, Rhynchobdellida, Glossiphoniidae. The transcript has 3 exons.